This is a messenger RNA of Linderina pennispora, 447 nucleotides long. RefSeq lists its product as uncharacterized. The transcript has 2 exons. NCBI's taxonomy places the organism in Eukaryota, Fungi, Kickxellomycota, Kickxellomycetes, Kickxellales, Kickxellaceae. The coding region runs from base 1 to 447 and encodes 148 amino acids. The record is from RefSeq and is a predicted model, not a curated record.
AUGGACGACGACGAUGGCAGCGAUUCUGACUCAUUUUCAUUACCUCCAGCCGUGAACAUUGCACUGGACCGCGCCAUCGACUUUGUCUGGCGUCUAGGCGCCGAGUACCCGGAAACCCAGCUGGUGCCAGCCGGCGACCAUGCGCGCAUCUACAUGCUGCAGUUUGUCGGUCUGUGGACAUCGAGCGUGCUGCCGGCAGUUAUCAGUGGCACCAAAGUCAACGAGAACGACUUGGUUACGCUGGCCAAAUGGCUGAAGUGGCAGAGGCACGCGAACCAGCGCAAGGGGCCGUUUUGGCUCGGCCGCCGCAUCGCUCUGCCCGAGGUCGUUGUAGCGCCGUUUGUCGAUGAGCUGCUGUUUGAUGGCCGGAUGCCGGAUUCACCCGAGUGUGCUGCGCUAGCCGCUUGGCUGGCUGCUAUCCAGGCGUCGCUGCUCAUUGUAGCCUAG